AUGGCUCUCGAGGGGUUGGUUUUCCAACACAACUAUGAUGGGAAAGAAGCCUACUCUAACAUAUACACAGAUGAUGAACCACCCUUUUAUGAUCUCCAAGCCUCUCUCAGUUUUUUCGACGACAAAACCGUAAACUACGACUCUACUUUUCUCCAUGAAGGUAACAAUGGGAAUGCUAAUACAUUCCUUCAUAAAUCACCACCUCAUGAAUUUGACACUGAUAAAGAGAAAACAACCCCGAGCCAUGAUAUGAGUUCCCAGCAAGACAUGGAAAUGAAUCAGGUAACACGGCGCAGAACAAGGGUGAAGAAAAAUAAAGAUGACAUCAAUAAUCAACGUAUGACUCACAUUGCAGUGGAGCGUAACCGGAGAAAACGGAUGAAUGAGUACCUCUCUGUUCUCCGCUCUCUCAUGCCUGAUUCAUAUGUUCAAAGGUGUGACCAAGCAUCAAUUGUAGGAGGUGCAAUAAACUUCAUCAGAGAACUCGAACACCAUCUUCACCUCCAAAACAUCAAUGCCGAGCCAAACGGAAAACCUUUUUCAGGAAGCAAUAUCUCAUCCGCCACACCUUUCUCCGACACCUUCAAACUUCCCCAGUUCUCAAUGGGUUCUUCCUCUGUGGGAAGGAAUGUGGCUAACGAUUUGGCUGAUAUCGAAGUAAGCCUCGUCGAGAGCCAUGCAAGUCUCAAGAUCAGAACAAGAAGGAGACCGAAGGUUCUUCCCAACAUUGUCUCUGGUUUACAGAGCUUAGGGUUUAUCAUUCUACACCUUAAUGUCUCCACUGUUUCAGACUUUGUCCUCUUCUGUUUCUCCACUAAGAUGGAAGAUUAUUGUAAGCGUACCUCUGUCGCUGAUAUUGCUACCUCAGUGUAUGAAAUGCUGAUGAUUCAUCAAGAGAAUCAUGAUGAUGUUCAACAGUAA
Messenger RNA from Eutrema salsugineum, 921 nucleotides. RefSeq names its product transcription factor bHLH96. The record is from RefSeq and is a predicted model, not a curated record. Lineage: Eukaryota; Viridiplantae; Streptophyta; Magnoliopsida; Brassicales; Brassicaceae. The coding region runs from base 1 to 921 and encodes 306 amino acids. Gene Ontology annotation, molecular function: RNA polymerase II cis-regulatory region sequence-specific DNA binding; protein dimerization activity; DNA-binding transcription factor activity, RNA polymerase II-specific. The transcript has 3 exons. Gene Ontology annotation, biological process: regulation of transcription by RNA polymerase II.